This is a messenger RNA of Bradysia coprophila, 1175 nucleotides long. Its product is annotated as putative odorant receptor 71a. The record is from RefSeq and is a predicted model, not a curated record. Gene Ontology annotation, molecular function: odorant binding; olfactory receptor activity. Gene Ontology annotation, cellular component: plasma membrane. Gene Ontology annotation, biological process: detection of chemical stimulus involved in sensory perception of smell; sensory perception of smell. Lineage: Eukaryota; Metazoa; Arthropoda; Insecta; Diptera; Sciaridae.
GAUUAUCACGGACUACGAUGCAUUUCACUCAAAUUCAUGACGUCAUCUCCCUAAUGAAGUCUACGUUCCAUUUUUUCGGCGUCUGGCAUAGCGGAGACAAGGCUACAGUCAAGGAGAUGCGAAUUAAGUUAUUUUACUGCAUUUAUCACUCCCUUUUCCCGCUAUCAGUUUUUAUUGGAGCAAUAAACAGUGGAAAACCGGACAAUUCCAUUUUCUUAGCUGAUAUAUCAAUUGGAGCUGCCGUUUUGACAGUGAAAUUGUGGAUCUUAGUUUGGAAGCAGAACGAAAUUCUCAAUUUGUUGGAUGGAGUUUGCGUAUUUUCUAUUCGAAGUGAUGAUGACCACAACCGCUUCAACGAUAAACUUAAAGGAUUCAUGAAAUUUGUGUUUGUGUGCGCAAUUAUUGCAUGUGUUGCUGGUUCUUUAGGGUCUGUAAUUUUAUCGUUAAUUGGAAGUAAGAAAACAUUAUUUCUGGAGAUUGGAUAUCCUCUGGAUUAUGAAAACAGCGGACGUGCAUUUUGGACUGCAACGAUUUUUCUCGUCACAGAAGUUUUGUUGUCCCUUGUCGUUGUCAUUUUCACCAUGAUAAUUUGGUAUUUCCUUUUCAUUUGUUCUCUGCGAUAUGAGGUGCUAGGAAGUGAAUUGAAGGAUAUGGGACGCACUAGCAAAAAAGGAGAUGCGAAUAUGACGAAAAGGCAAGCGCAUAUCAGAUUUUUUGGUGACCUUCAGCGGUCAAUCGACGCUCAUCUCCACUUAAGGGAAUUGCCAAACGAUGUCGAGUCCUUUUUUGCAGACAUAUUUCUUAUUCAGUUUGGCGUUAGCGGCCUGUGUAUUUGUGGAUCAAUAUAUUGCCUAGCAUUUGAUAUCAGUGACAAUCUGCUUGAACGUCUCAUUUACAUUUUCGUGUUUUUUUACUACAUUGCCGAGCUAUUUAUGAUCACGUACUUUGGAAAUGAGAUUAUGCUGUCAAGCAAUCGUCUCUCGCACAACUUAUUUGAAUCCGAAUGGUAUGAUCAGCCGCAGUCAACCAAAAAGUGCAUCUUGAUUUUCGGUGAAUAUUUGAAGCAACCACAAGAGCUGGUGAUUGGUAAAUCGUACCCACUAACUUUGGAGACAUUUACAAGGAUUUUAAAUUCAGCCUACAGCAUGUUCAAUAUUUUGAAAAGUUUUCAGUGA